AUGCUGCGUGAAGUGGGAUCCAAUAUUAUGGUGUUUUAUGAGUAUGUAUUGCAGAGAACGGACCACCGAUUGUUACCCUAUCCGUUGAUGCGGACCCCCUUCCAGAUGACCAGCAUCCUGAUGGGCUAUGUGUUCUUCUCGCUGUACGCAGGGCCUCUGCUGAUGGCCAACCGCAAGCCCUAUAACCUCAAAACAGCCAUGAUCAUCUAUAACUUCAGCAUGGUGUCCCUAAACGCCUUCCUAGUCUAUGAGUUCCUGAUGUCAGGAUGGGGAACCACUUUUACCUGGAGAUGUGACCUGUGUGACUACUCAAGCAACCCACAGGCUCUAAGGAUGGUUCAAGUGGCCUGGUGGUUUCUGUUCUCUAAAUUCACCGAGCUUCUGGACACCUUUUUCUUUGUGCUGCGUAAGAAACACAGCCAGAUCACAUUUCUACAUGUCUUCCAUCACUCCAUCUUGCCCUUCACGUGGUGGUGGGGAAUUACCAUUGCUCCUGCAGGGGGAAUGAGCUCGUUCCAUGCCAUGGUCAACUCCUGUGUCCACGUCAUCAUGUACACCUACUACGGCCUGUCUGCUGCCGGACCUCGCUUCCAAAAAUACCUCUGGUGGAAGAAGUACAUGACCGCAAUCCAGCUGAUCCAGUUUGUGCUGAUCUCACUUCACAUCUCUCAGUACUACUUCAUGGAGAAGUGUGACUUUCAGGUGCCCAUGUUCAUUCACCUUAUCUGGAUGUACGGCACCUUCUUCUUCCUACUCUUCUCCAACUUCUGGAUUCAGGCCUACGUGAAGGGGAAACGGCUGCCUACGGCAACCAUGGAGAAGCUAAAGCAGAAUGGCGUUAUCAACAGCGACGUUACCGUGGUCAUCAACAGCAAGCCGCUGGAGAAUAGCAACGGGACAACAGCACAUCGUGUCAAUGGCAAUAACCAACUAGGCAAAGUGAAGGAAGUCUAG
This is a messenger RNA of Salvelinus namaycush (lake trout), 954 nucleotides long. Its product is annotated as elongation of very long chain fatty acids protein 1-like. Bases 1 to 954 code for a protein of 317 amino acids. Lineage: Eukaryota; Metazoa; Chordata; Actinopteri; Salmoniformes; Salmonidae. The record is from RefSeq and is a predicted model, not a curated record. Gene Ontology annotation, molecular function: fatty acid elongase activity. Gene Ontology annotation, biological process: sphingolipid biosynthetic process; fatty acid elongation, saturated fatty acid; fatty acid elongation, monounsaturated fatty acid. Gene Ontology annotation, cellular component: endoplasmic reticulum; endoplasmic reticulum membrane. The transcript is spliced from 7 exons.